CAAAUACCUGCGUAUACCUUUUCUAAAGUACAUAUUUGCACGCAGCGUUGCAUGAGAAAGAGUGCACGAGCUUUAUUAGAACUUAAAAUAGAUUUUUUUAAUACAAAGAUUUAUAAUACACCACAAACAAAGAAACGAGGGGAUGUUUUUGACAGGUCAUUGUAAAACUGUGGAAGUUUCAUUCAUGUUGUUACUUGCUGUUACUUUGUUUCCUCCUGUUCAAACAGGUUUCAUGACUUGUGAUCCUCGGCAAUAUCAGUGUGGCAAUGGAAAGUGUAUCACAUCCAGAUGGAUCUGUGAUGAAUCUGAUGACUGUGGUGAUGGCACUGACGAACUUCCUGCUGCCUGCUUGGCCAAAACCUGCAGACCCUCUGAAUUCAGCUGUGGUGGGCGACUCAACCAGUGCGUGCCCAAGAGCUGGAAGUGUGAUGGCAAGGCAGACUGUGAGAAUGGAGCAGAUGAGGAUGGCUGUGCUCCUCGGCAGUGUUUGAAUGGUGAAUUCCGGUGCAGCAGUGGCCAGUGUGUGUCAACUGCAUUUGUGUGCGAUGAAGAGGCAGACUGUGAUGACGGAAGUGAUGAAGUCUCCUGUCCACCAACCACCUGUAGCUCCAGCUCCUUUAGGUGCAACAACUCACAGUGUGUGCCUCGACUGUGGGUCUGUGACGGAGACGUCGACUGUGAUGACGGCUCAGAUGAAUGGCAACAGAAAUGUGGUCCAAGGGUGUCUACGGCUCUGAGAAAUCCCUGCUCAUCUAUGGAGUUCCAAUGUGGCAGUGGGGAAUGCAUACACAGUAGCUGGAAAUGUGAUGGGGGAGCAGAUUGUUUGGAUCACUCGGAUGAGAAAAACUGCUCCUUGCCUACAUGCCGACCGGAUGAGUUCCAAUGUGGUGACGGAUCUUGUAUCCAUGGCAUCCGGCAGUGCAACCAUGUAUACGACUGCAAAGAUUUAAGUGAUGAGCUGGGCUGUGUAAAUGCAACCCAUUGUGAAGCACCAAACAGGUUUAAGUGUCGCAGCGGUGAAUGUAUCAGCAUGGAAAAGGUUUGCGACAAGCAGCGUGACUGUAGGGAUUGGUCCGACGAGCCAUUACGAGAGUGUGAUUCGAAUGAGUGUCUGUACAAUAAUGGAGGUUGCUCCCAUAUCUGUAAUGACUUGAAGAUUGGUUAUGAGUGCUUGUGUCCCACCGGCUUCCGUUUGGUGAACAAGAGACGUUGUGAAGACAUCGAUGAGUGCGCCAACCCAGACACCUGCAGCCAAAUUUGCGUCAACCAGGUGGGCAGUUACAAGUGUGAGUGUGAGGAAGGCUACCAGAUGGAUCCUGCCAGCAAGGCCUGCAAAGCUAUUGGAACCAUUGCGUACCUAUUUUUCACCAAUCGUCACGAGGUGAGAAAGAUGACCCUGGAUCGUAGCGAGUAUACUCAAGUAAUUCCCCGCCUAAAGAACGUUGUAGCAUUGGACAUGAAUAUUGCAACCAAAGAAAUCUACUGGUCAGAUCUUUCCCUCAAGAAGAUAUACAGAGCACCAGUGGAUACUGCAGAUGACUCCUCCCAACACAGUGUUGUGAUUAGCAGUGGCUUAAAUGCACCUGAAGGUAUCGCUGUUGACUGGAUCCACGGAAACAUCUAUUGGACGGAUAGUAUUCAAGGUGCCAUCUCUGUGGCAACAGUGGAUGGAAGCAGACGCAAGACACUCUUCAAAGAAAACCUAUCCAAGCCACGUGCUAUUGUGGUCGACCCUAUAAAGAACUUCAUGUUCUGGACUGAUUGGGGUACACCAGCCAAGAUUGAGAGGGGAGGUCUCAAUGGAGGAGACCGCAGUGCCUUGGUUACGGAUAACAUUUUCUGGCCCAAUGGAAUAACCCUUGACCUGUUAAACCAGCGUCUGUACUGGGUUGACUCCAAACUACACACACUCUCUAGUAUCAGUGUGCAGGGAGAUGGCCGUCGGACAAUAAUCAUAGACCAGGGCAAACUCGCCCACCCUCUGGGUCUCACUGUCUUUGAGGAAAAAGUGUUCUGGACGGAUGUAAGCAACAAUGCAAUUCUAAGUGCAAAUCGUGUGACGGGCAGAGACAUUACAAGAGUAGCAGAACAUCUCUCAUCCCCAGAAGACCUUGUCCUGUACCACAACCUCAAACAACCUAAAGGAAUAAACUGGUGCAGGGUCAACAAUGGUGGGUGUGAGUUCCUGUGCCUGGCUGCCCCUCAAGUCAAUAGAUUUUCACCCAAGUACACUUGUGCCUGCCCAGACAACAUGAUGCUGGCCAAAGACAUGCGAAAAUGUGUUCCAGCUGUUGUAACACCAGCAGCUCCUGUUAGACCCAAAAUGUUUACAACUAGUCAUCCUCAAGUACCUUCAAAGAUGUCACCAAAACCUUCUACUACUCCCACUCCUAUACCUAUGAUCCCUAGCAAACCCACCAUCCAAGCUGCCUCUACCAAGCCAUUCCAAACCACUACUCAACUUCCAUUAUCCACCCAGACAGAUGAGCACUACAGGGAUGUAAAAGCCAUCUCAAAAAUAUCGCCUUCAACUCCGUUAGCCCUGUACAUUUUAGUGCCUCUUGUUGUCCUAUGUUUGGUUGCGGUUGGUGCUGUGAUGUUCUGGAGAAAGUGGCGACAGAAAAAUACCAACAGCAUUCACUUUGAUAAUCCGGUUUAUCAAAAAACUACUGAAGACCAGGUGCACUUAUGCAGAAACAACAGUACUGAUGGCUACUUUUACCCACAGCGGCAGAUUGUGAGUCUUGAUGAUGAAAUUUGAUGAUGAAAUUGACAUUGAGAUCAAAUGCUGAAACUGACUGGAAAAGAGCCAUAUUUUACAUCUUACAUACUUGGAGGUCAAAAGAAACAUUUGGGGAAUGAUGGAGAGUCCACACAAACCACUUUGUCAAUUCUUGAUGCAAAAACAUUCCAGUGCUGCUAGUUUUAGUCUAAAGUAACAAAGAAACCUCAGACAACAACAACCUCAACUUAGCACUUCCCUUUAUAUAAAUGAUAGCACUUCUUUCUGUAUUAAUGAUAGCACUUAUCUAUAUAUAAAUCAUGGCACUUCUCUAUAUAUAAAUGAUUUAAAAAUGAGACAUAUAGCUAUAUUUUUAACAGCACUUACGAAUCAAGGUUUUAUUUUCAGGAGGUGUCCACAAUAAGUUAUUGUAAAUAUUGUAUGUGUUAGCAGUGAUUACAAAAAUGUGAAUGCACUUGUGCUUUUUUUUUUAGUGAUUGAUGACAAAUCAUCAAAGUCAGUAUGCUCAUUCAUAAAUGAAUCUAAUUCAUAACUUAUGCUGCAGUACAUUGAAUAUUAUGAAUUGGCUUCUAGAAUGAAAAAGUCUUUCAUGCCCAAGAAGCAUUUCAGCAUAAAUCUGAAAUGGACCAUUUACUAUGAGAAGCAGUACUUAAGCCAAAUUGUUCCUAAGGUCUUUAUGUCUUUGUUUACACCUUUUUCUGAACAACUCAAGUUUUUUGUGCUAAAAUGGUCAGGGUUACAUCUGAAACUGCUAGUUAAUGGUUCAAGUUAAAAUAACCUUCUGUCUGUCCAACACCGGCUCAGUGUGUAGCUAUAGGAAUCGGUUAUUUUUUCAUAUGAAGUAUUGAAAUAGAUUUUUGUUUAUCACUAUAUGUGAUUAUAUCCAGUUCAACAUUUUGCAUUAUCUCAGGCACAAAUGAUUACUUACAUAAAUGUACCAAGCUUUAACUAUAUAGCACUAACUGUAGUUAUAUAGCUGUAUUAUGUUUAGAUUAAUACUACAUUUAUUUAGUAGAUUGAGGGAAUUUUACUUUUACUUAAUUGUAGUUUCAAAAUGUGUUUAGGCUACUAUUUUAACAAAUCAAAACAAAUACCAUAGUUUGUUUUAUAGAAGUAAUCAAUGAAGAGCCAUCCAUGGUUUUGCCUGUUAAAUGUUGACUUGACUGUUUUAGAUGUCACUCUAGAGGUGAUGCAUUCUGUCAUUUUUUAAAUUGCUUUAAUGGAGUUGCUUCAAUAAGAUUAAUAAUAACUUUUCCUUGCAAUUGUUUUACAUUCUCCAUGUGAAUGUGUACAUAAUGUAUUCUUGUAUGUAAAUAUGUUUAGUGUUGCAUACUUUUAAGCCAAAUUUCUAUUAUAAGUAUACAGUCUUGUAUAUAAAGAAAUGUUUUAUUUAUUUUUACAAUCUACAUUUUUGGUUGAUAAUUAGCUUUCUUUUCUGUGUACCAUAUCUGAUUUUGUUUGUGUGGGAACAGUUUUUUAGAAUUAAAGAAUUUAUAUAUUAUUAUUUUUAUGGACUAAUUAAUGUAGUUUAACAAAUUAUUCAUGUUUGCAUUUGUAUAGGACCAAUGCAUUUUUCGGAAAGCCAAUCACAAUUGUUCUUGACCUGUGAGUACUGGAAAUAAAAACAUUUUGAAUGCUUUUA
Molecule: messenger RNA, 4385 nt
Organism: Myxocyprinus asiaticus (Chinese sucker)
Lineage: Eukaryota; Metazoa; Chordata; Actinopteri; Cypriniformes; Catostomidae
Product: low-density lipoprotein receptor-like
Exons: 18
Coding region: 143-2761 (872 amino acids)
Molecular function (GO): protein binding; calcium ion binding
Source: RefSeq, a predicted model, not a curated record